AUGAAACUCAAAGCUCACUCGAUAAUGGCCAAAGUUACGGCAACCUCCGACAAUUUCAUGGUCCGAUUCAACCCCGUGCACACGAUCCCAAUGGUUGCGAGUCGCUACCUGACCGCUCCAGGCCAUCCUCUUCGUCCUAAGAUAGCGCAUAUGUGGAAUAAUCGAAGCAAGAAUGAGCUUUGGUGGCGAGUCAACAUCAACGUCGAACUGGGCAGUUACAAACGAGUGGUUCGAUCUUGGGCUGCACGAAGAACACGUUCUGCUUUCCAGCAAGCGUUGGCACACCAUGGCCUCGAUCCACUGGGGCAUCCACUCCCUUCUAUCCCUGAUAGUGAAAGGCCAGAUCCCUUACUUGGGUCUAUGGAAGUCUUUGUUCGGAAAGGAUUCUUGGAUCAAAAAUUCGGAGUGAUCCAGGACGAUGCGAACUAUCUUUUGCAAGUCAUCCUCAACAAGAGGAAAUUACGGGAACAGAAACUUAAGGAGCAGAAAUUUCGAGGGCCUUGA
Messenger RNA from Penicillium manginii, 504 nucleotides. RefSeq lists its product as uncharacterized. The coding region runs from base 1 to 504 and encodes 167 amino acids. Lineage: Eukaryota; Fungi; Ascomycota; Eurotiomycetes; Eurotiales; Aspergillaceae. The transcript has a single exon. The record is from RefSeq and is a predicted model, not a curated record.